UUCCUAUAGAGAGGAGAGAUGAAAGGUUUCUCAAGGCAACAAACAUUUACAGGCAAAAGGCACUGACGGUGCACGGUAUUUAACAGAAUGGGAGCAGUUUUGAUGGGAACUUUGAUCUUUUGCAUUGCCUUUGGACAGACCAUUUCAUUGUGUCUUCUGACUGAGUAUACCAUGUUUGUGGAGAAAAAGGAGUGUGCAUAUUGCAUUGUCGUUAAUACAACAACAUGCUCUGGAUAUUGCCUUACAUGGGAUCCAAAUGUGAAGGAAGGACACCCUAAAUUUUUUCAUUCUCAGAAUCAGAAGGCUUGCACGUACAACGAAUAUACUCACAAGACAGUUACUAUACCAGGUUGCCCAAUGCAUGUGAAUCCAGUUUAUACCUACCCUGUAGCUAUCAGUUGCAAGUGUGGUAAAUGCAACACAGACUACAGUGAAUGCAUACAGGAUGUGAUUAAAACAAAUUACUGUACAAAAUCUAAAAAGCCCAAUUAGAUUGGCUUCUCUAAUUAUAUCUAGUAACUAUCUAUCAGAAUCAUCGCAAAUCAUGAUUGCAGUAUGAUAGCCUUCAGAUACUCAAAAUCUGACCCUUGUUUAGCUUAGAACCUUCAUGCAAUCGUUAUGGCAUCCAGAACCUUUAGCAAUGUAAGUUUUCUUCUGUUUAUGGUAAAUGUGAGACUUAAUGCUUUAGAAAGGCAGGCAUGGCAAUGUACUUAGGACAUGUAGAAUACAGCCAGAAAUUGCAUCACUUUAUUACAC
Molecule: messenger RNA, 756 nt
Organism: Pelobates fuscus (common spadefoot toad)
Lineage: Eukaryota; Metazoa; Chordata; Amphibia; Anura; Pelobatidae
Gene: TSHB
Product: thyroid stimulating hormone subunit beta
Exons: 3
Coding region: 88-492 (134 amino acids)
Biological process (GO): G protein-coupled receptor signaling pathway
Cellular component (GO): cytoplasm; extracellular region
Molecular function (GO): hormone activity
Source: RefSeq, a predicted model, not a curated record